AUGGAUUUCUUAAAGAAUCCCAUCGUCUUUUUUCGAAGACCGGGGCGCUUUUCUCUGGACAAGUUUCUUACUGGAUUGGACAACGGGUCGACUCUCUUGUUUUUCAAGAAGAAUCGGCCCGUUCUUUCAAUCCGAAGGAAUUUGUCCGCUCAUGAGUUCACCGUGCCCUCCGUCCCGGAGUACCAGGAGGAGGCGCUCGGUGAACCGUGCGGUCAGCGGGAGAGAGAGACUGAGGACGAUGAGGUUCAGAGCUCGGUGAGCGGAGCCGCCGAUCCUCAGACUCCUGCGGUCCAGACAGCAGAGGAAGCCUGUCCAGAUGAGAAGGCCAUGAUUGAGGAUGAAGACUUUGAGGAGGAGGCAUCAGAGUCUUCAUCCCAUCAUGAGCUUUCUUCCGUGUCUGGUUCAGGCUCAGACUCCAGCUCUCUUACCAAAAGGAGUUCCUCUGUUGUUGUUGACGGUAGUGGGGACGAGACCCUCACCAUCCAACCAGCAGCAUGUCUGCCGUGGAUCGGUCAGGUGGUCCCCAUGGCUGACCUUAAGCCACCAGCUCCCAGGAAAGGUCUUCCGCUGUGGAGUGAUAUGUGGUACACGGUGGACCUCAAUGGAUCCCGUGAGGAGUCCACAUCUCCAGAGUCAGCCUGCACACAUCAGGAGGAUGCUCAGAGCUCGGUUAGGUCUGAACUGAGUCCUGAUGGAGCCUCCGCUCCUCAGACUCCUGCGGUCCCGACAGCAGAGGAAGCCUGUCCAGAUGAGAAGGCCAUGAUUGAGGAUGAAGACUUUGAAGAGGAGGCAUCAGAGUCUUCAUCCCAUCAUGAGCUUUCUUCCGUGUCUGGUUCAGGCUCAGACUCCAGCUCUCUUAGCAAAGGGAGUUCCUCUGUUGUUGCUGACGGUAGUGGGGACGAGCCGCUCGCCAUCCAACCAGCAGCAUGUCUGCCUUGGAUCGGUCGGGUGGUCUCGAGAGCUGACCUUACGCCACCAGCUCCCAGGAAAGGUUUUCCGCAGUGGAGUGAUCUGUGGUACACCGUGGACCUCAACGGAUCCCGUGAGAAGUCCACAUCUCCAAAGUCAGUCUGCACACAUCAGGAGGAUACAGAGACUAAAGAUCUGAAGGCGAGGGCGGAGAUUUUAGUCUCUGAAUUGGUCCGGUUCUCCGGAUGUGGUUCUGUUUCUGCAGAAUUCCGAUUUAAGGUAGGGCAAAUGUUGGUGAGCUUUGCCCUGACCUCUGAGGCGGCAUGCACUCUCGCGAGGGAGACAUUGGACCGGGAAAUGCUCCGUCUACGCAAAGAAGAGAGUUCGCCCCAGACAUUGAUUCACCUUUACAGGUUCAUAAAGAGGUUUCCCAUGAUAUUUGUUGGGAUGAAAUGCCAACUCCAUCAAUGGGUCCUCGAGGAUCUUGAAGAUCCAGACCUCGUUUCAGAGGAUGAGGAUGGAUCAGCUGAGAUCGCUCCUGCUGACCCUCCAGCUGAGGGCCCCCUCUUACCUGCUCCUAUGGCUGUUCCAGAGCCUCCACCAGGUCUCCUUUUCUUCCCGGCUCCUGCACCUGCUCCGCAGCCUUCAGUGGAGGUCCUGUCCUCCCCUCCUACUGCACCUGCUCCACAGCCUUCAGUGGAGGUCCUCUCCUUCCCGGCCCCUUUGGCUGUUUCAGAGCCUCCACCAGGUCUCCUCUUCUUCCCGGCACCUUCACCUGCUCCGCAGCCUUCAGUGGAGGUCCUGUCCUCCCCUCCUACUGCACCUGCACCUGCUCCACAGCCUUCAGUGGAGGUCCUCUCCUUCCCGGCUCCUUUGGCUGUUCCAGAGCCUCCACCAGGUCUCCUCUUCUUCCCGGCACCUGCACCUGCUCCGCAGCCUUCAGUGGAGGUCCUCUCCUCCCCUCCUCCUGCACCUGCUCCACAGCCUUCAGUGGAGGUCCUCUCCUUCCCGGCUCCUUUGGCUGUUCCAGAGCCUCCACCAGGUCUCCUCUUCUUCCCGGCACCUGCACCUGCUCCGCAGCCUUCAGUGGAGGUCCUCUCCUCCCCUCCUCCUGCACCUGCUCCACAGCCUUCAGUGGAGGUCCUCUCCUUCCCGGCUCCUUUGGCUGUUUCAGAGCCUCCACCAGGUCUCCUCUUCUUCCCGGCACCUUCACCUGCUCCGCAGCCUUCAGUGGAGGUCCUGUCCUCCCCUCCUACUGCACCUGCACCUGCUCCACAGCCUUCAGUGGAGGUCCUCUCCUUCCCGGCUCCUUUGGCUGUUCCAGAGCCUCCACCAGGUCUCCUCUUCUUCCCGGCACCUGCACCUGCUCCGCAGCCUUCAGUGGAGGUCCUCUCCUCCCCUCCUACUGCAACUGCACCUGCUCCACAGCCUUCAGUGGAGGUCCUCUCCUUCCCGGCUCCUUUGGCUGUUCCAGAGCCUUCACCAGGUCUCCUCUUCUUCCCGGCACCUUCACCUGCUCCGCAGCCUUCAGUGGAGGUCCUCUCCUUCCCGGCUUCUUUGGCUGUUUCAGAGCCUCCACCAAGUCUCCUCUUCUUCCCGGCACCUUCACCUGCUCCGCAGCCUUCAGUGGGGGUGCUCUCCUCCCCUCCUCUUGCACCUGCACUGGCUCCACAGCCUUCAGAUGCACCACCUCAACCCCAGAUGCCCCUGUUUUCUCAGCAAAAGAAUGCAGAUGCUGUGAAGGAUGUGGAGGUUGGGAACGGUUCUUCAUCAUCUCAACUUUCACCUCACAGUCAAGUGCCUCCUCUUGCCUGUUCCUCCGUGCCUCCGUCUAGGAAGCGUCGGGCUCCUUCAUCUUUACAGCAAAGCUAUGGAGUUCAGGGUGAGGCGACACCUAAGAGAGCCAGACUGUGUCCAUCAAGCAGCGAUAUUAAAGCUCAACCUUCAUCUCCUAAUGGCCUGUCGACCAAAGUUGCGCCUCCUCAGCCGCAGACACCUCCGUCCUUUCAGGUAGAUUGUGAACAUUAUCUGUGCCAAUAUGAAUGA
This is a messenger RNA of Paramisgurnus dabryanus, 2955 nucleotides long. The record is from RefSeq and is a predicted model, not a curated record. Lineage: Eukaryota; Metazoa; Chordata; Actinopteri; Cypriniformes; Cobitidae.